This is a messenger RNA of Euleptes europaea (tarantolino), 2490 nucleotides long. Its product is annotated as vomeronasal type-2 receptor 26-like. The record is from RefSeq and is a predicted model, not a curated record. The coding region runs from base 1 to 2490 and encodes 829 amino acids. Gene Ontology annotation, molecular function: G protein-coupled receptor activity. Gene Ontology annotation, cellular component: membrane. Gene Ontology annotation, biological process: G protein-coupled receptor signaling pathway. The transcript has 7 exons. Lineage: Eukaryota; Metazoa; Chordata; Lepidosauria; Squamata; Sphaerodactylidae.
AUGCCGCUGCUGCUGCUGCUGCUCUCUGGGCUGCUGCCCCAUCUCUCCUGCAGGGUUCGGAAGGCAAAGUGCCCCUUCAAUAUGAUCAGUGAUCGAAGAAUCCCCCUGAACUAUUACAGGCCAGGAGACCUGGCCAUUGGUGGAAUCACUUCUACAGCAAAAGCUGUGCUUGAGUCAUACGUUUUCUCCAAGCCUCCCUCUACCAGUCUUCUUGCUAUACGUGGGCUGGUAUAUUCAGACCUCCUGCCCUUCGCGUUUGCUAUUGAGAAAAUCAGUAAACAACCCAGGCUCCUACCCAACAUCUCUCUGGGGUACAAUGUCUAUGAGAACUAUUUGAAUGCACGAAUUACUUAUGAUGGAGUGGUAGAUCUGCUCUCAGGUGGACAGAUGAAUGUUCCAAACUACAGAUGUGGAAGACAAAGUAAUAUCUUGGCUGUUCUUGAUGGGGCCGAAUCUGUAACCUCCCACCAGAUUUCAACCAUCUUAAGCAUUUACAAAAUACCUCAGAUCAGCUAUGGGUUUGUUAAUCAUGUGCUCAAAGAUGAAGCUCAGCUGCCUUUUUUCUACCGGAUGGGCCCAAAGCAAGAUUUAUAUUUCAUGGGGAUUGUCAAGAUGCUGCUGCAUUUCAGAUGGACGUGGAUCGGUCUCCUUGCUCCAGACAGUGACAAAGGAGAAAGAUUCCUGAGGACCUUGUCCCCUUUGAUUGUCAAGAGUGGGAUUUGUAUUGCCUUCAAGGAAAGCAUCCCAGAAUUGAAUCUCAAAAGCAAUAAGUUAAGAUUCUGGAUUUAUUCAUUUUUCAUGCAGAGAAACUUUAGUGUAGUCGUUUACUAUGGGGACUCUCACUCCAUGAUUAUUCUGGGAUCAAUGAUCACAUUUGCUGAAAAAACAAAACAAUUCAUUGUGGGGAAAGUUUGGAUCACAGCAGUCUUGCAUGAUCUCAGCUUGAGGUUCUUUCUCGACUAUUUUGAUAAACCUCACAUCCAUGGUUCUUUUUCCUUUUUGAUCCAGAAAAACACAAAAACCAAAUAUGACAAUUUGAAGUCCUUUCUCUCUACCCUCAGUAAAAUUGGAAAGGGAGCAUUUCGUUGUUCAUAUUCAAACCAUGUACUGUCUGUGAAAGGCGGGAGUAGAUGCAGAGAGAAAGAGGGAUUACAGCCACCAUCCCAAGCUGAGCUAGAAAGUAUCCUGUCUCAAGACAGCUACAGCAUUUACAACUCGAUCCAGGUGGUGGCACAUGCCUUGAAUGUGGCCUACUUAUCCCGAUCCAAUCGGAUGUCAAGUGGAGGCUGGCUGGGACUCCAGAAGUUGAAGCCAUGGCAGCUUCAUCCUUUCCUCAGAAACUUCCAGCAUUUCAAUACUUCAAUGGAAGGAGUUUAUUUUGAUGAGAAUGGAGACAUGGCAGUCAACUUUGAUAUCGUGAACUGGGUGGUGGCAUGCAAUCAAUCAAUUGUUAGAGUUAACGUUGGGAGAGUAGAGAGACAAUCAUCUGCAGAGAUCAAGUUCACCAUCGAUCAGGAUGCCAUUGUGUGGCCCAGAUGGUUUAAUGAGACCCUGCCUCCUUCUUGGUGCACCGACAGCUGUCCACCUGGAUACGCCAAGGCGAUUAAGGAAGGAGAACCUCUCUGCUGCUAUGAUUGUGUUCCAUGUGCGGAAGGGACAAUCUCCACUUCGGAAGAUGCAAGUCAUUGUGAUAAAUGUCCCGAAGAUCAGCAUCCAAACCAGAUCCGAGACCAAUGUGUUCCCAAGCAUAUAAUCUUCCUGUCCUAUAAAGAACUUUUGGGGAUCAUCCUAAAUGUCGUUACUCUUUUCUUCACACUAAUUACAAGUUUUGUUUUGGGAAUCUUCAUUAACUACUUAAAGACUCCCAUUGUCAAAGCCAACAAUCGGGACCUCUCCUACCUUCUCCUCAUUUCCCUCCUCCUUUCAUUUCUCUCCUCUUUUCUCUUUAUUGGUCAGCCCGGGAAGGUGACCUGCCUUCUCCGACAAACUGCCUUCAACAUCAUCUUCUCCAUCGCCGUCUCUUCUGUGUUGGCCAAGACUGUCACUGUGGUGGUGGCCUUCAUGGCCUCAAAGCCAAGUAGCAGGAUGAGGAAAUGGGCGGGGAAGAGCUUGGCCAACUCCAUUGUGUUUUCCUGUUCCGGUAUUCAAGUGGGCAUCUGCACUCUCUGGCUGGUCAUCUCUCCCCCCUUCCCAGAGGCUGAGAUGCACUCCCAGCAUGGACAGAUCGUCCUGCAAUGUAAUGAAGGGUCUGUCGCCAUGUUUUAUGCUGCCCUUGGCUACAUGGGCUUUCUGGCUGCUGUGUCCUUCACGGUAGCUUUCAUGGCCAGGAAGCUGCCUGGGGCGUUCAAUGAAGCCAAGCUGAUCACCUUCAGCAUGUUGGAGCUUUUUCCUAACAUCACCUUUGAAGAUAAUUGCAUGAACAUCAGAAUCAAGAAGAGCGCUCAGCGCAUGGUGAUUUGUCGAAUGGAAUUUGAAACAGCUGGUGCAUAA